Episyrphus balteatus (marmalade hoverfly) is the source of this 3860-nucleotide messenger RNA. RefSeq lists its product as uncharacterized. The record is from RefSeq and is a predicted model, not a curated record. The coding region runs from base 121 to 1776 and encodes 551 amino acids. The transcript is spliced from 7 exons. NCBI's taxonomy places the organism in Eukaryota, Metazoa, Arthropoda, Insecta, Diptera, Syrphidae.
GAAUAAACUUCAAAUAUAUUCCAUUGAACGCAAAAUUUCGUACAAAAUUAUUAAAAAUACAUCAGGGUUCUAAAAAUAUAGUUUAAUUUUGCUUUGAUCUCGCGGUGUAUCAUCAGCAUAAUGCUUGAUAAACAAAUUUCUUCAUUUGUUUUCCUUAUAAUAUCAAUUGCAUCAGUGAAAGCCUUUGAAGUUGAUAUCAAAUUUACGGGAUCAUCGGUGUCAGGAGCCCUUGUUAAUUUCACUGCAACUCUAUACCAAGAUGGAAAGAUUGCUAAAAAUGGAAACUACGCAUACAACUGGAAUGAUAACGCAGAUCCACCACACUCCACUGUUUUUAAAACAGAGCAGCCAUAUAGUAAUUGGACUGUUGAAUAUCCAAAAGGAACAAAACCAAGCCUCUAUGAAGUUAAUUUAAACGUCGAACGAUACAUGAUAUUUUGGUUCUCGAUAGCACAAAAAAGCGUUCAUUUUAAAGUUACCGAACUUUUAAAUGGAAACAUGUCAUUAACACAAAAUGGCACUUACAGAAACGAACAGUAUGUCUCGUACAAAGACCCGGUAAAUCAUACAGUUACUCUAAAAGAGAGCGACAUGGAAUUUCUGGACAGAAAUGCAACAUAUAUUCAAACAUUUUGGUUUGAAAAUUGCACUUAUCUUGGAGUAACUGAUGGUUACACUUAUAUAAAUCGAUAUCCACAUAUAGGCACUACAUUUGACAUUGAAGCACUGGUUGUUGCGUCAUUUGAUAAACUACCAACUCCCACACCUAGCACAACAACAACGACUACUACAACAACAACAACAUCUACAACAACAAGUACUACAACCACUACCACUCCAAAGACCACAACCACGACAAGUACAACAACACCACCAACACCUACAAUAUCUUCUAAUUCAACCGCAACAUCAAUAACUGUUCGUCCUAGAGCUAGGAGAGAUACAGCUUCAUUAAUUGCAAACUUUAAUAACCUUACUGCAUCAGCGAAUGCAAGAAUUCUGGGCAUCGAUUUGGCUUCGUUAAAUGAACAACAUUCUGCUAAUGAUGAUUCGAUGACGCCCACAACCACUAACCCCCUUGAUUCCCCAUUGCCUUAUAUUUGUUUCAACAAAUCAAUGGUUGCGGCUGAUCCAAAAAAGACAUAUGGAUAUUUUAAUAGAAGGGUUGUUUCUUUGCAGCCUGUAGGAGAGUUUUCAUCAAGUGGUAAAAACUGGCUGCAACACGGCGAUGUUUUAAACUUGGAUAUAUCUUGUAAAGGAUCAUCUCCUUUGGAAUAUUGCUACAGAGUAUUUAAUGCUCCCUAUAAUUUAACUGGAAACGAAACCUGCUCUAGUUGGCUUUCAAUAACUAGUUGUUCGUUCCAACUGCGACGGUGGUUUGCUCAAAGCAAGACAAUUUUAUUUUUUAUCAGGAAUCCAAUUGCUUCCUCAGUUAAUCAGGUCACCAUAAACUUUUACGAAACGAAGAAACAAUCACAGCUUUCGGUUAUUGUGGUGCCUGUAUCAUUCAGUUUGAUAGCAGUUAUCUUAAUAGUAUUUGGUGUGUCCUACUAUAUUCAAAGUAGGAAUCGCUUCAACGUAGAAGUAGCUGAUUUUAACUUUGGCGAAACACAAUCCGUCGAUAUGGAAUAUAAAACAUUCCAGCAGCGUCUUAUUGAGAGUCUUUGUGAUGCAAUUCCACAUAGAAGGCGAAGUGAUAGCAGUGAGUUUCUCCCAGACUCUAGCCCAACAGGAAGUGAAGGUGGUAGCCCAAUGCGCUAUAAUACGAUGACAUAAGUGAAUCGGUGUAUGUUUUUUUAUUAUUAGUGUUUAUAUAUAUGUAUAUGUAUUUAAGGCAACGGCAUUCUCCCAUUAAUUUAUUUUUUUUUUUUUUCUGAGACACGAAUAUAAAAAAGUCUUGAACAUUUAUUAAUUUCGUUGGAAUUUGUUUUAAAUUUUUCUUUAUAUUUUAACUUCCAUAUAAUUUUCUAGGUCAAUCAAAAUCAGUUUAAAACAUCUCGCCAUUUUUGAUCCACUAAUUUUUAGGCUGACAUAAAUUUAUUCCAAAGACUGUUUUGUUAUUAAACAAAAUCAAAUAAGAUAACUAUGUAUACAAAAAAUUGAAGAACAAAUCACAAAACCAAAAAAACAAAUUAAGCUCUACAAAUUGUAUGCUUUUUUCUAGAAUAGGUAUCUAUGUAAUUUCAGAAAAUUAUAAUAUGUAACAGAAAAACACAGAUAUGCUGACAAAACAUUAUAUACUAAUAUUGAAACUAAUAGUAAGCAUUUUGGAAACUUGAAUAAUAUGAAUGUAAUAUUUUGUAUAACACUUCCCUAUUAUUUCCGUGCUUUAUUUCAAUAUUAAUAUAAUGUUAGAAGAACUUUGAAAAUUAUUCUCUUCUAAACAUGAAGUUUAAUUUUCUUUAUCAUUUUCAAAUAAAUCACCUUAAAGUGUCAGUAGACCAAAAAUAUUAAAAGAAAAGUUUUAAUUUUUUAAUGAAGGGAUUAAACCUAGUUUUUGUUUCAUACGAAACUGAGGUGAUUUUGUGACAUCCAUGUUAAUUUGUACCAGUUUUUUUUUUUUUUUUUUUGUAAAACACUGUAAUAAAUUUCAAGUUUCAAUGUAAAAUUAUUUUGAUAUGAUAUUUCAUUCAAACAAAUUAUUAACAAGCACUUUUGAAUAUUCCGUAAUUUUUUCUCUUUACAAAAAUCACUUUUUAAGCUUUACUUUCUCUAAUUUCUAUGCAAAUCAUACAACACUUCUCACUCACUUGAUCUAUCUCAAACUCAAAAUAAUUAAGUGGGAGCAAGAAAGCUUAACUAAACAGUGCUGGAAAACUUCAUGGAACAUAAAGUAACAGAUUGUAGAACAACUCGGUCAAGGUUUUUUUUCCAUGAAACACAAAAACUUGUUCUGUUUUUCAAAUCUUUUCUGUUCUUUUCCUUUCGGAAGACAAUCCUUAAAUAGAGCUAAUGGUGUAUUGCUUUCUCAAAUUUCUUUCUUUAUUUCCAGUUUUUGAAAAUUUCUUUCUUUUCUAAUAUUGAUUUCUUUCAUUCUAGUAAGAGAUGCUUAACACACGUAAAACAAACAUAAAUACACAGUUGAAUGCACUUAAAAAAUAAAGCCAAAAACUAAUAAAUUUCGUUAACCUUUAUAAUUAUGUCAUACAAAAAUUUGUUUUCGUCGGUCGAAAUACCUUGAUUUUUAUUAUUUUUAUACUUUUGAAUCUUUCAAUAUUUUAAAUAAAUCUUCAUCCAUCCAUUAUGCUCAUGUUCACGUUUACAUAUUGUUCCUCGAUUAAGUGAUGAGCGAACUUUAUUUUAAAUGUGAUCAUGUUACAAAAUUUCAUUCGCACAUUUUAUAUAUACAAUACAAAUAUGUAUUUUUAUAAACUAAUUUAAUCGUUGAAUUAAAAGAAAGUCUUACUUCCUCUUUAAUAUUCGUUUUUCUUUUAAGAAAUUAAGAUUAUUGCUUGUGAUAAAAAAAAUUAUAAAAGUAUUCAUAGGUAUAACACGGUAGUUUUUGUCACAUCAAUCCUACUCGUUGUUUUUAUGUAGAUUUGUGCAGUUUUUCCACAUAACUUCGAAGUAAAUGAAUAAGCAAAUGCUGCUGGGAGAAGAGCGAAAAGAAAUAUAUGUACACUUCCCCAAAAAAAACUUUACACUUUUUUCUUAAAUAUAUUUUUAUUCUGAAAAAAAUAACACUUUUUUAUGUUUUAAACUUUAAGUUACUAAAGAGGUUAAAUAAAAUUUAGAAAAAGACAAAAAACAUACACAUAAUUAAGUUAUGAAUUUUUUUUGAAAUAAUGCAUAACUAACUAUAAAUAAAUUUAUUUAUUACUUAAAGAAAAGAUUGUGAGGAAUAAAAAUUUAUAUUCAUA